AUGCCCGCUGGCGUGUCGUGGGCUCAAUACAGCAAGUUCCUGGCCAGCGCAAUGCUGGCCAUGAUGGCCGGAUCCCAGGCGGUGCAUCUGUACUACAAGCCGCUCGAAGAUCUGCCCGUCUACAUAGAGCGCGAGCAGAAGCCGCCGGCCAAUCAGGCAAAGGCUGCGGACUAACCACCCCCACCCAUAAACUACAACUAUAUUCUGUAAGAACUAUUGUAUUGACUAAUGCUAAUUAAAUUUCACUUGUUUGACAGACAA
Molecule: messenger RNA, 261 nt
Organism: Drosophila obscura
Lineage: Eukaryota; Metazoa; Arthropoda; Insecta; Diptera; Drosophilidae
Gene: sloth2
Product: protein BRAWNIN
Exons: 1
Coding region: 1-174 (57 amino acids)
Biological process (GO): mitochondrial respiratory chain complex III assembly
Source: RefSeq, a predicted model, not a curated record